AACUGAUUAUGGCAUUUAUCGGUUGACUGUUGACCGGUAAAGAUUUAUGAAAGGCUGCGCAGUUUCGUUUUCGGACUACUACACUUCCGAGGACGUACGCCGCGCCUUCCUCCGCUUUCCUCUCUCACUCCCUCACUGUACGUGACGUCAAACCAGCAUGGCGGCCAAGGUACAAUCUACCAAGCGCGGGGACCCAAGUGAGCUGAAAUCAAUCUUCCAGAAGUAUGCCAGUGUAGCGGACAAGGAUGGAGAGAGGUUCAUGACCUCAGGAGACUUUGUCCAGAGGUAUCUAGGACUUCACACGCAGAUCCACCACAACCCCAAAACUGUACAGCUCAUUGCUGCUGUCGCUGACACCACAAAGGACGGACUGAUCUCGUUCCAGGAGUUUUUUGCAUUUGAGUCUGUGUUGUGUGCGCCCGACACCCUCUUCAUCGUAGCCUUCCAGCUGUUUGACAAGAAUGGAAGUGGAAACAUUUCCUUUGAGAAUGCACGGGACAUCUUCAGCCAGACCACGGUGCACCACCACAUUCCCUUCAACUGGGACUGUGAGUUCAUCCAUCUGCACUUUGGGCACGACCGCAAGAAACGCCUCAGCUACCUCGAGUUCACCCAGUUCCUGCAGGAGCUGCAGUUGGAGCAUGCACGCCAGGCGUUCGCCCAGAAGGACAAAGGGAAGAACGGCGUCAUCUCCGCAAUGGACUUCAGUGACAUUAUGGCCACCAUCAGACACCACGUGCUCACACCCUUUGUGGAGGAAAACCUUGUCUCCGCUGCAGGUGGCAACACCUCUCACUUGGUCAGCUUCUCUUACUUCAAUGCCUUCAACUCCCUCCUGAACAACAUGGAGCUGAUUCGCAAGAUCUACAGCACACUGUCUGGCACGCGGAAGGACACGCUGGUGACCAAAGAGGAGUUUGUUCAUGCUGCCAACAGGUUCGGUCAGAUCACCCCCAUGGAAAUUGACAUCCUGUACCAGUUGUCCGGCCUGCACUCCCCCUCUGGGCGCCUGAAUCUUGCUGACAUUGAGAGGAUAGCUCCGUUAGAGGAAGGAUGUCUGCCCUACCACCUGGCUGAAACCCAAAAACAGGCCCAUGGGGACAGUUCCAGGCCUGUGUGGCUCCAGGCUGCAGAGUCGGCCUACAGGUUCUCUCUGGGCUCCAUCGCUGGAGCCACGGGAGCCACGGCAGUGUACCCUAUUGACCUGGUGAAGACUCGUAUGCAGAACCAGAGGUCCACAGGAUCCUUUGUUGGAGAGCUGAUGUACAAGAGCAGCUUCGACUGUGCUAAGAAGGUGCUUCGUUACGAGGGCUUCUUCGGCUUCUAUAGAGGUCUGGUCCCUCAGCUUAUAGGUGUAGCACCUGAGAAGGCCAUCAAGCUCACAAUGAAUGACCUUGUGAGAGACAAGUUCACCACCAAGGACAACACGAUUCCUUUUCUUGCUGAGGUUCUCGCUGGUGGUUGUGCUGGAGGCUCCCAGGUGAUCUUCACCAACCCUCUGGAGAUUGUGAAGAUUCGCCUGCAGGUGGCGGGCGAGAUCACCACCGGUCCUCGAGUCAGCGCAGUCAACGUGAUCCGUGACUUGGGCUUCUUCGGCCUCUACAAGGGUGCUAAAGCGUGUUUCAUGAGAGACAUCCCCUUCUCUGCCAUCUAUUUCCCUGCCUACGCCCACCUCAAGAGCCAGUUUGCUGACGAGCACGGCAGGCUGGGAGCUCUGCAGCUUCUCAGUGCUGGAGCAAUUGCAGGUAUCCCUGCAGCCUCCCUUGUGACUCCUGCUGAUGUCAUCAAGACACGUCUGCAAGUUGCAGCGAGGGCGGGACAGACCUCUUACACAGGAGUCAUCGAUUGCUUCAGGAAGAUUAUGAGAGAGGAGGGGUUCAAGGCUUUGUGGAAGGGAGCUGGAGCUCGUAUGUGCCGGUCUUCUCCUCAGUUUGGUGUGACUCUGGUGACUUAUGAGCUCUUGCAGCAGUGGUUCAACGUUGACUUUGGAGGACAUCGUCCGACAGGAUCUGAGCCCACACCCAAGUCUCGCAUCUCAGAGCUUCCUCCCAUUAACGCUGACCACGUCGGAGGCUACCGCCUGGCAGCAGCUACCUUUGCCGGGGUGGAGAACAAAUUUGGCCUCCACCUUCCCAAAUUCAAGUCCUCCGGCGUGGUUUCUAUACAUCACCCAGAGCCAGUCGCUGCCACACCGACUCAGGACCCAUAGAGGUCUGAAUCGCCACAUCACUUUGCCAUCCCUCUCCUCCUCUACCAGGAGCCAGACACUUAAAUAGAUACAUGCACAGUUUAAACACAUCGCACAAGUAGGGGCCCAUUUAUUUAGGAACAAAAAACAGCAGGGCAAGUUGUGCUCCACUGGUCCCCAGCCAGAGGCGGAGAGCUGGCCGCGGAUGUAACCGAGCAGACAGACCAGAGCGCCGACUGUGUUGUAUCUUCAGUGGCUGCACGCUCCUGGCAUCUCCAUGUUUGUGUUUUUCUCUCCAGCAUUCAUAUGAAACGGAGCCUCCAGCACUCCUCUCUCUCUCUCUGUCUCUCUCUCUCUCUCAUGAGUACCUGAUUUGAUUUUUACUCAGUUUUCCGUCUGAUACUCAGUGCGAGUACGACUUCUCUUAUUGGACAGCUGGCGUAGAAAAUAUAAGAUUGUUUAGCAUGGUGUGCGGGGCUUCACUUUUGAUUGGUCCUCCGACAGGAGGCUAAAUACUGUACAUAUUGUAUAACUGUACUGAGACAACAUAUUGACAGAAAAGAAAAUGUUACAAGCUCCAUAACGUAACGUUCAGUCAGCAUCAUUAUAUAGUAACUGUAAAGUUAUGGCAAUGUGGGGCCUUUGGUCCUUGUCUCUGAGAGUCGCUCUUACUGAUGUACAGAACUUUUCAAUUAAGUGUUUUCUUGAUAAAACAAGAAUCAUGAGAAGAGAAUUAGAUAAUAAAUUAAAUGUAUCGCAAUUCAGUCAUUGUAUUUUAUUGAAAUAAAUCAUCCAUAUGGUUUUAAUUUUA
Cottoperca gobio is the source of this 2999-nucleotide messenger RNA. Its product is annotated as calcium-binding mitochondrial carrier protein Aralar1-like. Gene Ontology annotation, molecular function: L-aspartate transmembrane transporter activity; calcium ion binding; L-glutamate transmembrane transporter activity. Gene Ontology annotation, biological process: L-glutamate transmembrane transport; malate-aspartate shuttle; aspartate transmembrane transport. NCBI's taxonomy places the organism in Eukaryota, Metazoa, Chordata, Actinopteri, Perciformes, Bovichtidae. The record is from RefSeq and is a predicted model, not a curated record.